AUGGAGGACGUCAGCCUUUUCCUCGACGCCCCAUCGCCAUCGCAUUCCUACCUCUACACUUUCAGUGACCAAGACCAAUUCCUCGACGCCAGCCGCUCAGAAACACAAAGUUCUGCGACCUCUCCCUACGACAUGACCUUCUCUAGAGAUUUUACGGGCUCAGAUAGGAUGCCAAGCCCGGAAAUGGAAGGAGAAGAGGGAAGCAUGUCACCACAGGACCAAACAUCAGCCGCGCAAAUCAAACCAGCCGCGAAGAGGAAGCGAGAGAACAGAUACAAGAACGCUCCACCCUCAGUCCUAUCGCGCCGCCGAGCACAAAACCGUGCCUCGCAAAGAGCCUACCGUGAGCGAAAAGACCAGAGGAUCAAGGACCUGGAACAGAUGCUCAACGACGCCAAGGCGCGGAACGACGUGCUCAGCCAAGCGUACGCAGACCUGCAGGCGGAAUACCUCAAACUCAAGACCUCGUCAAUCAACGAGCAGCAGAUCCCUACGUCGUACCCGGCGUCAGGGCCGCCGGCGGGCCUCGGAGGUUACGUGGACCCGACAAUGUCGGCCCUGCAUGUCAGCGGCGACCUGGACGCAUACCUCUACCCCGAGGUCGGGGGCUUCUCCAUGUGA
Messenger RNA from Diaporthe amygdali, 621 nucleotides. RefSeq lists its product as uncharacterized. The coding region runs from base 1 to 621 and encodes 206 amino acids. Gene Ontology annotation, molecular function: DNA-binding transcription activator activity, RNA polymerase II-specific; transcription cis-regulatory region binding. The transcript is spliced from 3 exons. NCBI's taxonomy places the organism in Eukaryota, Fungi, Ascomycota, Sordariomycetes, Diaporthales, Diaporthaceae. The record is from RefSeq and is a predicted model, not a curated record. Gene Ontology annotation, cellular component: RNA polymerase II transcription regulator complex.